This is a messenger RNA of Myxozyma melibiosi, 1040 nucleotides long. RefSeq lists its product as uncharacterized. Gene Ontology annotation, cellular component: U2 snRNP; nucleus; U2-type prespliceosome. Gene Ontology annotation, biological process: spliceosomal complex assembly. Bases 166 to 891 code for a protein of 241 amino acids. The transcript is spliced from 2 exons. The record is from RefSeq and is a predicted model, not a curated record. Lineage: Eukaryota; Fungi; Ascomycota; Lipomycetes; Lipomycetales; Lipomycetaceae. Gene Ontology annotation, molecular function: zinc ion binding; nucleic acid binding.
GAAAGAUGUAGAAAAAACCACAAUUCUUUCUCUGCGGCGGGGAGUCGGAUUCUCGUCGGGGGUUAGGGCUCGCCGGCGUCGAACUUUUAUGAUUGGUGCCACACCCGCAUUAAUGUGUAAAGUGUACAAAUAACAACAUAAUAGCCAUUACAAGCAAGCAGGAAUAUGGAUUAUCAGAAUAGAGCGGGCUCAAAGAAAGGAGGUGGAGGUGUUGCAGGUUUCAGUGAAACAAACGCAGACCGGCGCGAGCGGUUAAGAAAGCUAGCGCUUGAGACGAUUGAUAUUGAGAAAGAUCCGUAUUUUUUCAAGAAUCACUUGGGAUCAUUUGAAUGCAAACUUUGCCUGUCGAUUCAUCUCAGUGAUGGCUCAUAUCUGGCGCACACGCAAGGACGGAAGCAUCAGACUAAUCUCGCUCGCCGCGCGGCAAGAGACCAGAGAGAGGGAAGAACAGAUACUUUACUGCUCACAAACGGAACCAGUGAGACGGCAGGUGUUGGCGCCAGUUCGAUCCAAGUAAAGAAGAACCUCGUGAAAAUUGGACGACCAGGCUACAGAAUCACAAAGAUCAGAGAUCCGGUCACCCGGCAACAGGGAUUGAGAUUCCAACUCCAAUACCCUGAAAUCACAACGGAGAUCAAACCAAGACAUCGAUUUAUGAGCGCUUUCGAGCAGCUUGUGGAGAACGCCAAUGACAACAAACGGUUUCAAUAUCUCUUGGUCGCCGCGGAGCCGUAUGAGACUGUGGCAUUCAAGAUCCCUAACAAGGAGAUUGACAGAAGGCCGGGAAAAUUUUGGACUCACUAUGACCAGGAUACAAACGAGUAUUUCCUGCAACUUGUGUUCAAGGUCGAAAAUAAUGACCGGUAUAAUGGUGUGCCUGGGUUAAGGUAGAGGUUAUUACGAUAUGUUGCUAUUACGAGUAUGUACGAUAUGAAGAAUAAGAAGGUCAACCUCGGUAAUCAUCACUGUUUAAUUUGCAGUACCUCCAGUAGAAACCAUACGUCCUCUGAUAAUGAUGCUCGAGUACUGGAAUAACAUCC